Messenger RNA from Camellia sinensis, 4435 nucleotides. RefSeq lists its product as uncharacterized. The record is from RefSeq and is a predicted model, not a curated record. Lineage: Eukaryota; Viridiplantae; Streptophyta; Magnoliopsida; Ericales; Theaceae. Gene Ontology annotation, biological process: protein phosphorylation. Gene Ontology annotation, molecular function: protein binding; protein kinase activity; ATP binding.
UCAAACUGAGCCUAUACUUCAUAGGUGAGUAUUCAAACCAAAACAUGGAAUGAGAAACAUCAGAAUUUUUAAUCCCAAUAACUAUUCUCCAAGCAACUGGGUGGGCAGUCCACUACAUAUUUCUUUCCUUAUUUUUUUUGUAAUUUUUUUUUAAACGUAUGUAUUGCAUUUUCUAUCUAUAAAUACCUCUCCAUGCACCCAAAACCUUCAUGCUCAUAAUCUCUCCACCCAAUAACUACUCCUAAUAGCUUCGAGUAACAAACCAACGAUGGCAGCCUUAGCAAAUAGGUUUUCCAACCAGUUUAUUCCUUUCCAUGUCCUGUUUGUCUUUGUCAAGAUCCUUGCAUUGGUCUUUUCUUCUAAUUCUACUGCUUAUGCUUCUUCUGCAACUAGUAAAGUUGGAGAAGAACAAACUGAAGCAAUGGCUCUCUUGAUGUGGAAAGCUAGCCUUGACAACCAUAGUCAAUCUCUCCUGUCAUCUUGGAAUGGAAGCAGUCAUUGCAAUUGGGUUGGAAUUGGAUGCAAUAAGGCUGGUCGAGUCACCCAUAUAGACCUUGAGAGUUCUAGUUUGAGAGGUACGCUUUCCAAUCUUAGCUUCACUUCCUUUCAUCAUCUCCUCAGUCUUAAACUUUACAACAACUCAAUCUACGACACCAUCCCCUCACAGAUUGGUAGCCUUUCGAGACUCACCAAUCUUAGCUUGUCCAACAAUCAUCUUUCAGGAAUAAUUCCAUCAGAAAUAGGAAAUCUCAAUUCACUCUUUGAUCUCUCUUUGUCGUCUAAUAGCCUCAUAGGGUCAAUACCUCCGUCUAUACGAAAUUUGGGCAAUUUAACCAAAUUACACCUUUUCAACAACCAACUUUCUGGACCCAUAACCCAAGAAGUUGGGAUGCUUAGGUCUCUUUUUGUUCUUUCAUUGUCAGGGAACAACCUUACUGGAUCAAUCCCUCGUGAAGUUGGAUUGCUAAGGUCUCUUAUUGAGCUCGAUUUCUCAGAAAACAAUCUCAUGGGUUCAAUACCUUCUUCUAUUGGGAACUUGGGUAAUUUAACCAUUUUGUACCUGUUUGAAAACCAACUUUCCGGAUCAAUCCCUCAAGAAGUUGGGUUGUUAAGGUCUCUUAUUGAGCUUGAUUUCUCAAAAAACAAUCUCAUGGGUUCAAUACCUUCUUCUAUUGGGAACUUGGGAAAUUUAACCACGUUGUUUCUAUAUGAAAACCAACUUUCCGGAUCAAUCCCUCAAGAAGUUGGGUUGUUAAGGUCUCUUAUUAAGCUUGAUUUCUCAGAAAACAAUCUCACAAGUCCAAUACCUUCUUCUAUUGGGAACUUGGGUAAUUUAACCUUUUUAUCCCUUCGUGGAAACCAACUUUCCGGAUCAAUCCCUAAAGAAGUUGGUUUGUUAAGGUCUCUUAGUAACCUCAGUUUGGGCUUUAACAAUCUCAUGGGUUCAAUACCUGCUUCUAUUGGGAACUUGGGUAAUUUAACCGCUUUAUACCUUCGUGAAAACCAACUUUCCGGAUCAAUCCCUAAAGAAAUUGGGUUGUUAAGGUCUCUUAGUUACCUCAAUUUGAGAGAGAACAAUCUCAUGGGUUCAAUACCUUCUUCUAUUGGGUAUUUGGGUAAUUUAACCGAUUUAUAUCUAUAUCGAAACCAACUUUCCGGAUCAAUCCCUGAAGAAGUUGGGUUGUUAAGGUCUCUUAAUGAGCUUGAUUUCUCAAAUAAUAAUCUCACGGGUUCAAUACCUUCUUCUAUUGGGAACUUAGGCAACCUAACACUUUUAUAUCUUUCUUUCAACAAUCUCACUGGACACAUCCCUUCCACUAUUGGGAAGUUGAAGAACCUCCAAGAUCUUUCUAUAUGUAGAAAUCAAAUAUCUGGCUCCAUCCCUCCUGAGUUAGGAAAGCUAAACUCUCUUAUAUGGUUUGGCUUGUUAGGGAACAAACUCACCGGCUCCAUUCCUCCAGAAUUUGAAAACCUUACACAUUUACAGUUAUUUGAUAUAUAUGAUAACAAAAUUACAGGUUUUCUACCUCAGAAUAUAUGCCUUGGUGGAUCACUUACAAAACUGGUUGCAUCAAACAACAACUUAAUAGGCAGAAUCCCGAAGAGCUUGAAAAAUUGCAAGUCUUUAACUCAAGUUAGGCUUCAACAAAACCAACUCACAGGGAACAUAUCAGAAGAUUUUGGGUUUCUCCCCAACUUGGUUUAUAUCGAUCUGAGCUAUAAUAAUUUCUAUGGUGAGCUUUCGCAAAACUGGGGGCGCUGCCACAAUUUGACUAGCCUAAAGAUCUCUGAAAAUAAAAUCUCUGGAAAGAUAUUGCCGGAGCUUGGAGGGGCAACUCAAUUACAAGUGCUUGACCUUUCUUCAAAUAAUCUAGUUGGGGAGAUCCCUAAGAAUUUGGAAAAUUUGAACUUAUUGUUUGACCUUACUCUGAGCAAUAAUAGACUUUCAGGCAACAUUCCAGCAGAAUUGGGAAGCCUAUCCAAUCUACAAAAUCUAAACUUGGCAACAAACAAACUUAGUGGCUCAAUUCCAAGUCAAUUGGGGGAGUGUGUAAAGCUACUGAACUUAAAUCUAAGCGAAAAUCUUCUCAGCGGUGGUAUUCAAACUGAAAUAGGCAAAUUGCAAUUUCUUCAAACUCUUGAUCUUGGAAACAAUUCAUUGACGGGUGAGAUUCCACAACCGAUUGGGGAAUUGCAAAUCUUAGAGACAUUAAAUCUUUCCCACAAUAGUCUGUCUGGUUCCAUUCCGUCCUCUUUCAAUGGGAUGAGAAGUUUCACAUCUAUUGACAUAUCUUACAAUCACUUGGAAGGUCCUUUGCCCAACACCAAAGCCUUUCAAGAUGCUCCAUUUGAGGCAUACGUGGGUAAUGAUGGUUUGUGUGGAAAUAAGACUGGUUUGAUGCCAUGCUCUCCAAACAUAAGCAAUGGGGCUAAAGGUAACAAGCACAACAAAAUUUUGCUUUUGGUCUUAGUUCCUGUUUCGGGAAUUUUAUUACUUGGGGCUAUUGGGAGUUUUCUAGUCCUUCGGAAAAGAGUGGGAAACAUAGCAAAUGAGCCUGAAGGAGCUAAUAAUGAAAAUUUGUUUGCAAUAUGGAGCUAUGAUGGAAAAAUGGUCUAUGAAAACAUCAUUGAAGCAACAGAGGGCUUUAAUGCCAGACACUGCAUUGGCGUGGGAGGAUGUGGCACUGUUUAUAGAGUUGAGUUGCCAAGUGGUCAGAUUGUUGCUGUGAAGAAACUUCACUCUUCACAAGACGGUGAGUUGGCCUACCUAAGAAGUUUUACAAGUGAGAUUCAUGCAUUGACAGAGAUACGACAUCGUAAUAUCAUAAAGCUUUAUGGUUUUUGUUCGCAUCCACAGCACUCAUUUUUAGUUUAUGAGUUUUUGGAAGGAGGGAGCUUGGAAAAGAUAUUGAGCAAUGACGAAACAACAUUGGAUUUUGAGUGGACUAAGAGGGUGAAUGUUGUUAGUGGUUUGGCAGAUGCUUUGUCAUACAUGCACCAUGAUUGCUUGCCACCGGUCAUCCAUCGUGAUAUAUCAAGCAAGAAUGUUCUGCUAGAUUCAGAAUACGUGGCUCACAUAUCUGAUUUUGGCACUGCUAGACUUCUAAACCCUCACUCUUCCAAUUGGACCUCGUUUGCAGGAACCUUUGGAUAUGCGGCUCCAGAACUUGCUUACACAAUGCAAGUGAAUGAGAAGUUGGAUGUUUAUAGCUUUGGAGUUUUAAUGCUGGAAGUGUUAAUGGGGAAGCAUCCGGGUGAUCUCAUCACAUAUGUUUCCGCAUCACCAGUCACUGCUCAUGAUAUAUUGUUGAAAGAUAUAUUGGAUUCGCGCCUCCCAAUUCCUAGGACUCGUAUGGAAAAAGAAGUGGUCCUUGUUGCAAAGCUGGCGUUGGCAUGUUUACACACCAGUCCACAGUGCCGACCAACAAUGCGACAAGUUUCUGUGGCUCUAUCAAAACAGAGGCCGCCUCUGCCAAAUUCAUUCCACUUGAUUUCAUUAGGACAACUCUUUGAAGUCAAUCAUUUGGCAUCUUGAGAAUUCUCAUUUUGAUGGGUCAAUUGUUAUGUGUUAUCGUUCUCUGAUUUCCACUUCAAAAUUUGAUUUUUGUUCUCUUUGUUAUUUAUUUAUCUACCCUUUGCUGUGAGGUAUAUAAUUUGGCUUAGAUUGCUAGUUUUGGAUGCUUGCUCUGCUGAUUAUGUCUUGUUUUGAAGAAAAUGGAAAAUGAGAAAAAAAAUAGUAUAUUUCAGUAAUAAUUUUCUAAGAAUAUUUUAGAUAUGGUGAAAGGCUGAUGCUGUUAUGUGGCGGCCAUGUUUUUGUAGUUUUAAGGUAGGAUCCAUUUCGCUUCCAUGCUAGUUCCAAACUUACCACUAAACCCAAGACAAGUACAAUUUAAUUGUUGUUUUUCUUGUUUUUACAGUUUGCAUCUGAAAUAUA